Molecule: messenger RNA, 546 nt
Organism: Epithele typhae
Lineage: Eukaryota; Fungi; Basidiomycota; Agaricomycetes; Polyporales; Epitheliaceae
Exons: 5
Coding region: 1-546 (181 amino acids)
Source: RefSeq, a predicted model, not a curated record
AUGGCGGACUUCAUUCAAGCUUUGGACCCCUCAAAGCUGGUUCUCGCCGGGACGACACUGUCCUUCGUGACCAGCGCGUUCCACGCUCCCGUGUACAAUCUCCCCAUUUUCCUCUUUGGCAUGCUCGCGCAGGAGAGCCAAGAUGCUAUCCAGUCCCUCAGAGCGUUCACGAUGCUUCUCACGGGGUCGGUUGUGUACGAUAUCAUUUGGAUGUCCAGAAACUCUCAAAACUGGUUCGUCAAGCUUGUUACCAUCCUUAUCCUCAUCGUCAAGCUCCCCACCGCGCUCGCGUUUGCGACUGCGCUCCAGCAGCGAGGCUCUUCCUUCCCCGGCCUUGGCAUCCGCGGCAACGACCUUUCGGGUCCGACCGUGUGGUCCAUGCCCGGAGGCUUCACCUCCAACUUCGGUGGUCGCGACGGGUACCAGAACGUCGACGAGCCGGCGCCAGGCCCCAAGCCGCUCAGCGUCCCUCCCUCGCAGCCUCAGCCGCCCUCUGCCCCCCCUCAGGCACCACCGCAGGCACCAGGCGCGUACCAGAACGUUUGA